Maudiozyma barnettii is the source of this 1674-nucleotide messenger RNA. RefSeq names its product Elongator subunit ELP3 (gene ELP3). Lineage: Eukaryota; Fungi; Ascomycota; Saccharomycetes; Saccharomycetales; Saccharomycetaceae. Gene Ontology annotation, biological process: tRNA wobble base 5-methoxycarbonylmethyl-2-thiouridinylation. Gene Ontology annotation, molecular function: iron-sulfur cluster binding; acyltransferase activity, transferring groups other than amino-acyl groups. Bases 1 to 1674 code for a protein of 557 amino acids. The transcript has a single exon. Gene Ontology annotation, cellular component: cytoplasm; elongator holoenzyme complex; nucleus. The record is from RefSeq and is a predicted model, not a curated record.
AUGGGUCGUCGUGGUAAAGGUCCAAAGACUAAUAAACAAAAUGCAGUCCCUGAAAAGGAACGUUUUGUUCAAUGUUGCGCAGAUGUUACAUCUGAAUUAACAAACUCUUUGACAACAUCUUCAACGAAGGAUAUCAACCUGAACGGUCUUAUUAUCAAAUAUUCCAAGAAAUAUAAAUUGAGACAACAACCUAGAUUAACAGAUAUCAUUAACUCUAUACCUGAUCAAUAUAAGAAAUAUUUAUUACCUAAAUUGAAGGCCAAACCAGUGAGAACUGCAUCCGGUAUUGCUGUUGUCGCAGUGAUGUGUAAACCUCAUCGUUGUCCUCACAUUGCAUACACAGGUAAUAUUUGUGUCUAUUGUCCCGGUGGACCUGAUUCUGAUUUUGAAUAUUCUACACAAUCUUAUACAGGUUAUGAGCCUACAUCUAUGCGUGCUAUUAGAGCUCGUUAUGAUCCAUAUGAACAAGCUAGAGGUAGAGUGGAACAACUAAAACAAUUAGGCCACUCUAUUGAUAAAGUUGAAUAUGUCGUCAUGGGUGGUACUUUCAUGUCUUUACCUACAGAUUAUAGAGAAGAUUUCAUAACUAAAUUACAUAAUGCAUUAUCAGGGUUCAAUGGUAAUGAUCUAGAUGAAGCUAUUAAAUAUUCACAACAGAGUGUUACCAAAUGUGUUGGUAUCACAAUUGAAACUAGACCUGAUUAUUGUACUGGUACACAUUUAGAUGAUAUGUUAAGAUAUGGUUGUACCAGAUUAGAGAUCGGUGUGCAGUCCUUAUAUGAGGAUGUAGCUAGAGAUACAAAUAGAGGUCAUACAGUCAAAUCUGUAUGUGAAACUUUUGCAGUUGCUAAGGAUGCUGGUUAUAAAGUUGUUUCGCAUAUGAUGCCCGAUUUACCUAAUGUCGGGAUGGAAAGAGAUAUUGAACAAUUCAAAGAAUAUUUUGAGAAUCCUGAUUUUAGAACGGAUGGUUUGAAGAUCUACCCAACUUUGGUCAUUAGAGGUACUGGUCUAUAUGAAUUAUGGAAGACUGGUAAAUAUAAGUCAUAUAAUGCGAAUGCAUUGGUGGAUUUGGUCGCUAGAAUCAUGGCUUUGGUUCCACCUUGGACAAGAAUUUAUCGUGUUCAAAGAGAUAUCCCAAUGCCGUUGGUGACAAGUGGUGUCGAUAAUGGUAAUCUAAGAGAGUUGGCGUUAGCCAGAAUGAAGGAUUUGGGUACAUCAUGUAGAGAUGUACGUACUAGAGAAGUCGGUAUCCAAGAGGUUCAUCACAAAGUGUCUCCGGAUCAAGUUGAAUUGAUCAGAAGAGAUUACUAUGCCAAUGGUGGUUGGGAGACUUUCUUAUCAUACGAGGAUCCAAAGAAGGAUAUUUUGAUUGGUCUAUUGAGAUUAAGAAAGGCCUCAAAGAAGUAUACAUAUAGAAAGGAAUUUAUCAGUCAAAGAACAUCUAUUGUGAGAGAACUUCACGUGUAUGGGUCGGUGGUUCCACUACAUUCCAGAGAUCCACGUAAAUUCCAACAUCAAGGUUUUGGUACAUUAUUGAUGGAGGAAGCUGAACGGAUUGCUAAGGAAGAGCAUGGGUCUGAAAAGAUUUCUGUCAUUUCUGGUGUGGGUGUUAGGAAUUACUAUGCUAAGUUGGGUUAUGAGUUGGAGGGGCCAUAUAUGUCUAAGAUGAUUUAG